Perca flavescens (yellow perch) is the source of this 1454-nucleotide messenger RNA. It is a transcript of the gene mcfd2, whose product is annotated as multiple coagulation factor deficiency 2, ER cargo receptor complex subunit. Gene Ontology annotation, molecular function: calcium ion binding. The record is from RefSeq and is a predicted model, not a curated record. Lineage: Eukaryota; Metazoa; Chordata; Actinopteri; Perciformes; Percidae. The transcript is spliced from 4 exons. Bases 116 to 598 code for a protein of 160 amino acids.
GCCACUUGGUCCUCAAAGGUUGUGUUUGAUCAUUGUUGCCAGCCAACUAGUAAAACAACAUAACUGUCCACGGUGUCAAGUGAAGAUAGGCAAAGGGAUAAAUAUUUUCAGCAGAAUGAGCAGUAGCAGGUGUAGUGUGCAGUGGGGGGGUCUGCUCCUCCUCCUGUGCUGCUGUCUGCUGUGUGUUGACUCUCAGGUGGAGUCACAGCAGCAGCAGCAGCCUCCCCCGCCGGUCCUAGACAGUGGAUCCUCCAUAUCCGGCCACGCUCACGGCCGCCUGGACAGAAACAUGGUCCAGGACAAAGACCACAUCAUGGAGCAUUUAGAAGGAAUGAUUGACAAACCAGAGAAAGAAAUGACACCCCAGGAGCUUCAGCUGCACUAUUUCAAGAUGCACGAUUACGAUGGCAACAACCUGCUGGAUGGGCUAGAGCUAGCCACAGCUAUCUCACAUGUACACAGAGAGGAGAGAGGAGAGGACAGCCAGCCGUUGAAAGAGGAGGACCUUAUCACUCUCAUUGAUGAUGUUCUGAAGGACGAUGAUAAGAACAAUGACGGUUACAUAGAUUAUGCAGAGUUUGCCAAAUCGCUGGAGUAAGAUGUCGCCUGAGAACUUACACGCUUCACAACAACAACGACAACGACAACGACAACGACGACGAAUCUGCAGAGGAGAGAAGGCCAACUGAGUAGCCACCAAGCUGUCUUGGAAAACCAUUGUUUACUCUUUGCUUUCUCAGUCAGGGUUAUUGAUAAUUUAUAAGGUUUGGGAAAUUUUUAUACUUUCUAAGCUUGUGAUGCAUCUUUUUUUUUUCCCAUCUGAUGUCCAAGCUGGUAGCAGCAAAACGUAGUAAUGCCAGUAAUUUAAUAAGCAACAAAAAAAAGGAGGAACACAAAAUGGCCUUUUGGUUAGUUUGCCUCUGGCGUAUGCUUCCAGUACACUUGACACUGACUGACUUCUGCGCCUUCUGUUUUCGUAGGUUCCUUGAAAUCAUGCCUUUUUCUGAAGGGUCACCAAAUAUCAGUAUUUUUUUUCUACUAAACCCCUCAUGGUAUCUAACCAUGGGUAUAUACUUUUAGUUCUUUUAUGAGGUUUAGACAUCUCUACGGUGACUUCUGCCAAAAGGCCUAAAAAAAUAAAAGCCCAAAACCAUUUAUUGGGAACUAGUACAGCUAUCAAUGAAGUGGUAGCAGAGGUCUCAGUGGCAGGUCUCAUGGUAAAUAAUACCCAAUCCAUCUGCAUGGCUACCGUAGGGGAAAGUUAGGAAUAUAUGUUUAUUUGUAUGAUUGGCCCUUUUAUAUGUACUGCAGCUCUAUAGUGUGUGUUCUUCUGUUAGUGGUGCUACACUGAAUUUACUCUGGUAGCCCAAAAGCAUCUAAACUAGGGAUGCACCGAAUCCAGAUUUUUGGGGUUCGGCCCCUGGUUAAGAUUCUGCCGAAACCGAAUACCGAAU